Molecule: messenger RNA, 3159 nt
Organism: Geodia barretti
Lineage: Eukaryota; Metazoa; Porifera; Demospongiae; Tetractinellida; Geodiidae
Source: the annotation of a GenBank genome assembly
AUGCAGUCCUCCUUGCUGAGAUUUGUGCAGCGCCAGGGGAAGAAGGAGACGUCCAGUAACAAACGUCCAGCAGAUGGAGACAGUGGUAACGAGAAGAAAAAACGAAGGAAAUCUGGAGGAUCUACUACAAAUCUGAAGCAGUUCAGCAGACAGGGAGUACCAGUUGGUGGCGCUAAGGACAAUGCCAGCACUCACACUGAACCUGCUACCUUUGCUCAACCUCAAGAGGAACCAGCUAAUGAUGUUUCAACCAGCUCAAGGCAUGAAUCAGCAGCAUCUUCAGCAGUAGAGGAAAUAUCCCCACUCCUACGAAGUUCACAAAGACCGUCAGUGAGCUCAACUCCAGGCAGGAGGAAGUCGAAAACAAACAAGCCAGAGCCUAUCUCUACUCACUCGCCCACAGUCUCAAAGCAGUACACUCCAUUAGAGCAGCAGUACAUUGCCAUCAAGGCCCAGUAUCCCGAUGCCAUUCUCUUUGUAGAGUGCGGCUACAAGUAUCGCUUCUUUGGUGAGGAUGCAGAGGUGGCUUCCAAGACACUCAACAUUGGCUGCUUCCAGGACCACAACUUUUACACUGCCAGUAUCCCAGUCCACCGCCUCCAUAUCCACCUCAGGAGGCUGGUAGCUGCCGGUCACAAGGUGGGUGUGGUGAAACAAACCGAGACUGCAGCUCUGAAGGCAGCCAGUGACCGGAAGUCUGGGCCAUUCUCCAGAGAACUGACAGCUCUCUACACCAGGACCACUCUCUUAGGUCCUGAUGUGAGGCCACAAUUUGCCAGUAGAGGGAGGUGGGGAGGGGGUGGUGGUGGUGACAGGGAGAAUGGGGACGGAGGGGGAGGGUGGGGUGAGACAGAGGUGGAAGAGGAAGAAGAGGGACUGUGGAUGAUGUGUGUCUGUGAGCAGACAGCUACAGCCAAGGAGAGAAAGACUUCGGGCAUCACUAUCGGAUUUGUGGCUGUUCAGCCGGCAGUGGGUGUCAUGGUCUAUGAUCAGUUCCAAGACAGCACCUCCUCUCUGUCGGAGCUAGAGCUGAGGCUGUCUCACCUCCAGCCAGCCGAGAUCCUCUACCCUAGCAGCUCAUCCUCCACUCUGGAGUCUUCAGGUCAAGAUGAGAGAGACAACAGCAGCUGUCACCUUGAACUUGAAGCACAGGGUCUUCAGAAGGUUAUCAAUUUGCCCAAGUGUUCCUUGUCAUGUCUUAGUGCCCUCAUCCACCACCUCAAGGUCUUCAAGCUUCAGCAAGUGUUGAAAUUAACCAGCAACCUUGAGUUGUUUUCUGCGGGUGAUCGGUGUAUGAAGCUCAACAGCAAGACUCUUGAAAACCUGGAGAUUUUCCAGAACGUAGAGGAAAAGAGCGAGAGGAACACUCUGUUCUGGAUCCUGAACCACACAAAGACUCCAUUUGGACGGCGACUGCUGAGGAAGUGGACGACCAACCCUCUCAGGAGGGUGGCUGAGGUAGAGAGGAGACAGGCUGCAGUCAGCCAGCUGAGCUCCUCUGAGAGCCUGUCAGUCUCGCUGCUCAAGAAACUGGCCUCUCGACUCCCAGAUCUUGAGAAAAUGCUCUGCAGUGCAUACCAUAAGAAAUGCUCACCGCUCGAUUUCUGUGACCUGAUGCACCAUUUGACUGACAUCAGUAGUCAGGUAGAGGCGCUCUCUGAAACUGCCCUGGCUGACCUACAGUCUGAACUUCUACACUCUAUCAUCAAAGAGAUCCCAAGGCUUUUGCGGGGAUGUAGUGGUUUUCUACAAGCUCUCAACGAAUCUUCUGCCAGGGAGGGUUGCUAUGAAGAUCUCUUUGCUAAUGUUGAAAACUAUCCAGCAGUUUUGAAGGAGAAGAAGUGCAUUACUGAAGUACAAGAGAGAUUAGGUCAACACAAACAGCGAUUCAGGAGGACUCUUGCUUAUCCAAAAGCUGACUAUAGGACUGUUUCUGGAGUUCAGUAUCUUGUGGAAGUGAAGAACAAAGACAUUAACAAAGUUCCAUCUGACUGGACCCGGAUCAGUGGAACAAAGCAAGUGACACGGUUUCACCCUCCAUAUGUCCUGGAGGAUGUACAACUUUUAGCUCAACACUCAGAGCUGUUGGUGGCCAAUGCAAAACAGGCUUGGAACGAAUUUCUCAGUGAUUUCGGCAUGCAGUAUGGUGCCUGUAAGAAGGCUGUGGAUUUGCUGGCUACUCUGGACUGCCUGCUGUCUCUGGCUGCCGUGGCUGUCAUGCCAGGAUAUGUCUGUCCCAGAGUAGUGGACGAUGCAGUGGUUGAGAUAGAGGCUGGUAGACACCCUGUCAUAGACCUUCUCUUGACUGAGGGAGAACAGUUUGUGGCCAAUGACACCAAAAUGAGUAGCUCGGAUAUGCGAGCCAUGAUAAUUACCGGACCGAACAUGGGAGGAAAGAGCUCUUAUAUCAAACAAGUUGCCUUGAUUUGUAUCAUGGCUCAGAUUGGGUCCUUUGUGCCUGCAAAGUCGGCCACUCUUGGCAUGCUGGAUGCUGUGUACACACGAAUGGGGGCCAGCGACUGGAUGUUUGCAGGAAAGAGCACAUUCAUGGUUGAACUAAUGGAGGCCUCAGAGAUAAUGGCUCAGGCAACACCGCAGAGUCUGGUGAUACUGGAUGAGCUGGGUAGGGGAACUAGCACUCACGACGGAAUGGCUGUGGCCUACGCCACCCUCGCUCACUUUAUUGAAGAGGUGAAGUCAUUGACUCUCUUUGUGACCCACUACCCCCUACUGGCACAGCUGGAGAGACUUUAUCCAGGCACUGCAGGCAACUUCCACAUGUCCUAUGUAGAGGCUGAAACAACAGGUUUCCCCUUACCUCCGCUUGCCAAACAGUGGAUGGAUGCUGUGUUUGCUCUCAUAGGUGAAGGCUAUGAGAAGAUAGUAUUUCUCUACCAGUUGGAGCAAGGGCAGGCUGGCAAGAGCUACGGUCUCAAUGUGGCAGCACUGGCUGGAAUAGACCCUGCCAUCCUGAAGCUUGCCUCAGAGAAAUCUCGAGAGCUGGAGGCUGAGUGUAGAAGGCGGAGCAAACUGGGAUCAAAUCUCUUGAAAAAGAAGGCUGCAGCUAGUAGUAUUAUUUCUCUACUGGGCCAACAAGAACUGUCGUUUGAUCCAGGGACAGCUAUUCACAUUGCAACACACGCAUUGCUGUCUUCGUAA